This is a messenger RNA of Nothobranchius furzeri (turquoise killifish), 1033 nucleotides long. Lineage: Eukaryota; Metazoa; Chordata; Actinopteri; Cyprinodontiformes; Nothobranchiidae. The record is from RefSeq and is a predicted model, not a curated record.
AUGUCACACACCCACCACCUACUCCCCCCGAUCUUUUCAUUCUUUUUCAUCUGCAUUUACCUCCAUGUAGGACGAGGUCUUUACUACGGAUCCUAUCUCUAUGAAGAGACAUGAAAUUUAGGUGUAAUCUUAUUACUACUUCUUAUAAUAACAGCAUUUGUAGGGUACGUACUCCCGUGAGGACAGAUAUCAUUUUGAGGUGCCACAGUAAUUACUAAUCUUCUUUCAGCAAUCCCAUAUGUUGGCAACAACCAUGUCCAAUGAAUUUGAGGAGACUUCUCAGUUAACAAUGCCACACUCACCCGCUUUUUUGCAUUCCAUUUCCUGUUCCCUUUUGUUAUUUUAGCAAUAACUAUGAUUCAUCUUAUUUUCCUGCAUGAAACAGGGUCCAAUAACCCCACAGGUAUCACAACAGACCCAGAUAAAAUCACUUUUCACCCUUACUUCUCAUAUAAAGAUCUACUAGGUUUUGCUAUUCUAAUCAUGCUUCUAGUAUCACUAUCUCUUUUUGCCCCCAACGUUUUAGGAGACCCCGAAAACUUUACUCCCGCAAACCCCUUAGUCACACCACCUCACAUUAAACCAGAGUGAUAUUUCCUAUUUGCCUAUGCUAUCCUCCGAUCUAUCCCAUACAAACUAGGGGGAGUUAUUGCCCUUUUUGCAUCAAUCCUUAUUUUAUUUUGCACCCCGUUCCUACACACCUCAAAACAACGAUCCCUCACAUUCCCCCCCUUUGGACAAAUCCUAUUUUGAUUCAUAGUAGGAGGUAUUAUUAUCUUAACAUGAAUUGGAGGAAUACCCGUCGAGCACCCUUACAUUGUCAUUGAACAGAUUGAAUCACUACUUUACUUUAUGUUUUACUAAUCUUAUAACCACCCCAACUUGUAUGGAGACAAAAUUCUCCAAGGUAGCUUAUUAAUAGCUUAGAAAUAAAGCAUUAAUUUUAUAAACCAAAAAAUGAAGGUUAAACCCCCUCUCAGCACUCAGAAAAAAGGAAUUUUAAUCCUUAUCCCUGACUCCCAAAACCAGAAUC